Molecule: messenger RNA, 2669 nt
Organism: Phaedon cochleariae (mustard beetle)
Lineage: Eukaryota; Metazoa; Arthropoda; Insecta; Coleoptera; Chrysomelidae
Source: the annotation of a GenBank genome assembly
CGCCACCUAGAUUAGAUAGUUCGCUGCGAGAUAAGCUGAUUCUAACCUCGGCCGGUGAUCCUGAUCAAUCUCAAAGACGCACAUAGUAUUGUAAAUUGUAUUGUAAUCAACAAAGAAAAAUCAAAAAAUGGUGACACGGAGUUUUUCUUUGCAAGACGUGACUUCGUAUUCGCGACUUUUGCAUGUGCCUGAAGAUGAGAGGGAUUUUAUCACCCUCGAGGAGUUGAAACCUGCUAACGUUCAGCAAAGUAUGCAACACCAACAACACCAUUAUCAGCCCACUUAUUACGAACUGACGAGCAUUGGCGAAGACCCCUGUCCUUCUAGUCUAUCUUACCAAACGAAUCAAAACUCGGGACCUGUAAUGGAAAUUCAACAAGUGGACAGUAGCUCACUCUGCUCAUCUAACAGAAAAAGAAAAACCUAUUUCAAUGACGAUGACACGAAAGAUGAUACAGGCGAAGAUAACAAAUCGGUGAAAUCAAACGACGAAAAUAAGAAGCAAAACCACAGCGAAGUAGAAAAAAGAAGACGGGACAAAAUGAACACCUACAUAACAGAAUUGUCCGCAAUGGUACCUAUGUGUCACGCGAUGUCCAGGAAAUUAGACAAAUUGACUGUGCUGAGGAUGGCUGUACAGCAUUUGAAGUCAAUAAGGGGGGCUGUACCUUCGUACACAGAAGGACAUUACAAGCCAAGUUUUUUGUCUGAUCAAGAACUGAAGCAUCUGAUUCUGCAGGCUGCAGAUGGAUUUUUGUUCGUUGUGGGUUGCGAUCGAGGAAGGAUACUCUAUGUUUCCGAGUCUGUAUCGAAAGUUCUCAAUUUCUCUCAGGGCGAUUUGUUAGGUCAGAGUUUAUUUGACAUAUUACAUCCCAAAGACGUAGCCAAAGUUAAGGAGCAGCUUUCCUCUUCAGAUCUCAACCCCAGAGAAAGACUAAUUGAUGCCAAAACAAUGUUGCCAGUAAAAACCGAUGUUCCUCAAGGUGCUUCACGACUAUGCCCCGGUGCCAGAAGAUCAUUUUUCUGUAGAAUGAAAUGUAAAAUUGCUUCUCAGGUCAAAGAAGAAGCCGAUACCACUACUGGUUACCACAGAAGAAAAAAGCACAAUUCUGAUAAGAAAUACAACGUCAUACAAUGUACGGGUUACCUGAAAUCAUGGGCUCCGGCCAAAAUAGGACUGGAAGAACAGGAAGAAAGCGACGGAGAAUCCUGCAAUUUAUCCUGCUUGGUUGCCAUUGGGCGGGUCCUACCGCACAUUUCCACUGUUGCCGCACACUACCAAGGCAGACCGAACGUCAAACCAAUACAGUUUGUGUCGAGGCAUGCCUUGGAUGGGAAAUUCCUGUUCAUCGAUCAAAGAUCGACUCUAGUCUUGGGUUUCCUUCCACAAGAACUGCUAGGCACUAGUAUGUACGAGUAUUUUCACCACGAUGAUAUCCAAACGAUGGCCGACUGCCACAAGGUCACAUUGCAAAGCACAGAACCAGUAUCAACAGCCGUCUACAAGUUCCGAACCAAGAGUGGUAGUUUCGUAAGGCUGCAAAGCGAAUGGAGGGCGUUCAAGAAUCCAUGGACCAAAGAAAUCGAGAAUCUGAUAUCAAUGAAUAAUUUAAUAUUAACUGAUUUUGGAAUUGUUGAAAGCAGCGCUGGCAGGCCAGAGGUUGCAGGAGAAAAUCUGGAUUUCUUCUCGAAUUCAAAUGGUAAGGAUAUGCAGAUAAUGAUAAACGUAGAAGCUAGCAAAAUAGGAAGACAGAUUGCUGAACAGGUGAUAGAUUCCCAGCGGAGAGGCGGAGAUUCAUCUUCUGGAAGUAGUCCAGAUCUAGACCAGGAGUCUUCACUCUCUUUACCUUUGGCAAGCGAAGAAUCACAUAUUUCGACCACUAUUCCUUCAGGUGAGAGCAGUUCAGCACAAAACCAAAUCAUGGGGGAUUAUACCUCCCAGUCCAAUUUCCGUGAGAUAAGAAACAACUUAUCGUUAUCAAGUGUGGCCACUGAUCCAGGCGGCAACUCCGACGAGGGCAUCAUGGACCUGAUGGAGGAGCCCCGCGAGCCGAUGACAGAGCCUCAGACGGCCGCCGUGGAUGGCAACGACGAGGCUGCGAUGGCGGUGAUCAUGAGCCUGCUGGAGGCUGACGCGGGCCUGGGGGGCCCAGUGGACUUCUCGGGACUGCCGUGGCCACUGCCCUGACCGGACUGACAGGCUCCGGUCGAGAGGAAGCGGAAGAGUGUAAUUGCGUCGGGAUUUCGGUCGGUCGUCGUCGGUCGAUGUCGGGCGAUUCCUUUCAAUGCAUUCCAGAUUAGAGUGACUUUAGAAAUAGAGUGAAGACAAUAGUGGUACACUUUUUGAUUGGUCAGACCUAUAAUAUGGAGGUGCAUCCACCACGAGAGCCUAGAGCUUGGGAGAUAUUCCCAAACCUCAUUGGUUAUAAUUGUAACCAAUGAGGUUUGGGAAUGUCUCGUAAGCUCUAGGCUCUCGUCAUCCACCUGUCUUGUUUUCUCCAUUCAGUUUCACGCAUUCUAUUUCACUUUGUCAAUGCUUUGUCUCUUCAGACAUGAAACUCUAUACUUUAGUACCUUGGAUAUUACCUAUCAGAAUCCGUCUUUUGGAACUCGUUAGUCUCAGAUUAUUAGAAGAUGCAUAUGGGCACUUCGAAGGCGCAAAUUCAUUA